ACCGUUAUCGACGUUUGUUCCGUGAGACCUUUGACGUCAUACAUUAACGAUAUAAAAGAGCUGUAAGCAAUUUCUAUCGGUUCAUGUGUCGAAAAUCUUGGACCAAUCAACAGAGAUGAAAGUCGUAGCUCUCAUUGUGGUAGCCGUCGUCUUUGCCCAGGCGGCAGAGAUCCCGAAGCUUAGGAAUUUUAGGGAUUUACCGCCGAGGUCCGUCCUUUUCCCACGACCAAGUCAGGCUCAGGGUCCAGGCUACUUUAUCCCGACCGGAGAACAUGCGCACACCUUCAGCACACGCGGCAUUUGCGGACAGGUAAAAUACCCGCAAUCUGAACGCAUCGUUGGCGGAGUAGAAGCUGUCCCUCACGAAUUCCCAUGGCAAGUGGCUCUUGUUGUUGAUAAUUCGUGGUUCUGUGGUGCCACCAUCAUCGCUUCCGACUGGAUCUUGACUGCUGCUCACUGCACGGAUGGAGGCCGCUCGUUCGAAGUCAUCCUUGGCGCUCAUAAUAAGAACAUUGUCGAGCCGACUCAAGUCAGAAUUAUGGCCACCGAAUACACCAUGCAUCCUAGAUGGAAUUCCGCUCGUCUUCAGAACGAUGUCGCUCUUAUUAAACUGCCUACACCCGUCUCUUUCACUCCUGAAAUUGCACCGAUAUGUUUGGUGCCAUCCACUGAGGAGGAUCACGUUGGGGACAUUCUAUUGGCUUCCGGAUGGGGUCUCGAUUCCGACACUGCGACCAGCACUACAGCCACACUUCGUAAAGUCACUGCUCCCGGAAUCAGCGUACAAGACUGCCAGGAUGUAUACGGAAAUGGCGUGCUAGAUUCAGUUCUGUGCAUUGACACUACUGGCGGUCACGGAACAUGCAACGGAGAUUCUGGCGGCCCGUUGAGCUACAUCAACAACGGAGUCUACAAUCAGGUCGGCCUCGUCAGUUUCGGCUCGGCCAGCGGCUGUGAGCUUGGAUAUCCCACUGGAUUUUCACGCAUUUCCAGCUUUGUUGACUGGAUCGUCUCGGUGACCGGUUUGGUUGUCUAAAUAAAAAUGUCUGUGAUUUAUUUGGUACGAAUCGACAAGUUGUCAAAGAUCUUUUUUGAUAUUAUCAGUUCGUUGUGAUGCUUUUUGAAUACGUGAAAAGCGUCUACUAACGUCACUUGAAUCAACACGCAAUAAACCUUG
Messenger RNA from Daphnia carinata, 1177 nucleotides. Its product is annotated as brachyurin-like. Gene Ontology annotation, molecular function: serine-type endopeptidase activity. The record is from RefSeq and is a predicted model, not a curated record. The coding region runs from base 116 to 1036 and encodes 306 amino acids. Lineage: Eukaryota; Metazoa; Arthropoda; Branchiopoda; Diplostraca; Daphniidae. Gene Ontology annotation, biological process: proteolysis. The transcript is spliced from 7 exons.